Messenger RNA from Symbiodinium natans, 432 nucleotides. The record is from the annotation of a GenBank genome assembly. Lineage: Eukaryota; Dinophyceae; Suessiales; Symbiodiniaceae.
AUGACCAUGAUGGCGCGUGCCGACAACUACCAUUGGAUGACCCAAAACAGGCAUAUGUCAUUCUCUUCACGCCGGACGGAUCAACCUUGUGGAGCCACAACGUCCAGAUCUUCAACUUCGGUUCUAUGGCCAGUGUGGGGAUACAGCAGAUUUGGAGACGUCCUAGUCUCCCUGGCAGGCACCUUCCUUUUGUGCCCCGUGCUGCAAUAUGUUGAUGAUUACGGAAGCAUGGAAGAAGAGACAGGAGCUACGAGCAGCUUCUCAGGCUUCGAAAUCCUCAACGGCGUCUUGGGAUUUCAUAUGAAGACUUCCAAGAGACAGCCGCCCCAACCAGAACAUCGCACACCAGGAGUCCUUAUCUCCAGCGAUCGCGACAAAUCCUACACCUUAAACCCUAAACCCCAUGACGCAGUCGUUCCACUUCAAUAUUGA